GUUUGGUUUCAGAACAGAAGAGCGAAAUGGCGGAAAAAAGAAAAGGUCGGAGGUCAGUCACAUCCCUACAGUUCUUACCCGCCAGGUCUGCAAAUGAUGACCCGCAACAUAUUAGCACCGCCAGCGACUCAGCUACAUCAUCACCCGCAUUCAAUGACCUACUCAGACCUUCUCUUGAAGACCUACGAGAGCGCCAUGAUGUCUCGAUACGGGAUGGCAGCGCAGAUGACACAGUUUGGACCAGCAACCUUGUACUCGCCGACAACUUUCCCUUCCAUUGGACUGUCGGCUCCCGGCAGCAUACACGCUAAACGGACACUAAUGCCGCUCUCACUUCCACUCCCUCCACCUGGAUCAUUCCAACAUCUCCUAGCCAGCAUGACCUCGUCCGCCCUGAAAGCGCGGGAAUCGGAAGUGACGUCUUCCUCGCCGCCAUCAAAACCAGGCCUGCCAGGUAAAACGCCGUCGCCUAGCAACGAAGCGGAAUUCAUGCGCAAACUAACGGCGCGGUCAGUGUCUCCGGAUUCAAGUCAAGAGCACGGUGACCCGCGCACAUCCCCGAGCACUGGGGAUAUCAGGAGCACUAGCAUUGCUUCCCUCAGACUUAAAGCUAAAGAACACCAGCUACGAAUAGGCACAGACACUUGCGCGAAAAUUGUUUAUUGA
Messenger RNA from Candidula unifasciata, 666 nucleotides. The record is from the annotation of a GenBank genome assembly. Lineage: Eukaryota; Metazoa; Mollusca; Gastropoda; Stylommatophora; Geomitridae.